Molecule: messenger RNA, 336 nt
Organism: Knipowitschia caucasica
Lineage: Eukaryota; Metazoa; Chordata; Actinopteri; Gobiiformes; Gobiidae
Source: the annotation of a GenBank genome assembly
AUGAAGCGCUUUGUCAACUGUCCCAUGUGUCCGACAUAUGGGUCAUUACCUCCUCCUCGCUCCGCUCCCAUCCUUUUCCUCAAGAGACUCAGUCCUCCUCAAGCCUCCCUCAGUCCUCUUCAGUCGUCCCCACUCCUCCCUCAGUCCUCCUCAGUCGUCCCCACUCCUCCCUCAGUCCUCCUCAGUCGUCCCCACUCCUCCCUCAGUCCUCCUCAGUCCCCCUCAGUCCUCAGCCCUCAGUCCUCCCUGCUGCCAGAACACGGGUCUUCAUCCCCGCUUCAGGACCUGCUCUUCACUCCUUCCGUUUGGUGGCAAAAGAAAAGCACUUUUUGCUGA